Molecule: messenger RNA, 1122 nt
Organism: Actinia tenebrosa (Australian red waratah sea anemone)
Lineage: Eukaryota; Metazoa; Cnidaria; Anthozoa; Actiniaria; Actiniidae
Product: transmembrane protease serine 9
Biological process (GO): proteolysis
Molecular function (GO): serine-type endopeptidase activity
Source: RefSeq, a predicted model, not a curated record
UGGCGCGCUAAAAAGAUAUUUAACACCCUUGGAUGAAUGAGAAUCAUUAAAGUUACUGCAACAACAUGCUCACCUUGGUUGCCGUUCUUCUUGCUUUUCCUGCUCUCAUCCAAGGUUGCGGGAAUCGUCCCGCGGGUGCGCGUGUGGUCAAUGGCCAAGAUGCCGCACAACAUUCAUGGCCUUGGCAGAUUUCUCUUCGUGUUCGUGGCAGACAUAUUUGUGGUGGUACUCUGAUCAGACCAGACUGGGUUCUUACUGCGGCUCACUGUGUUGAUAGAAACCCUGUACCCAGCGGCUACACCGUGGUAGUAGGUGGUCACAGAAGACGAGGAACUACAAGCGUCCAGCAGACGUUUAACCUAAAGAAGCUUAUCAAGCACUCUGGCUUCUCUAUGCAGAACCUGAAGCAUGACCUUGCUCUUCUGCAGCUCGAGAGACCUGUCAGCUUGAGUGAUAAAGUGAAUGUAGCGUGUCUCCCGACAGCAGAUGCAAUCGUUGGUUCAAAGUGUUACAUCACAGGAUGGGGUCGCACAAGUGGCGGAGGACCUUUACCAGACAUCCUUCAACAAGCCAUGCUACCAGUCGCUUCUCAUUCAGACUGCAAGGCAAAGUACUCCAUCGCAGAUGCUAAGGCUCAUCUAUGUGCAGGGGAAGCCCGAGCAGCCGCGUCUGGUGGAUGUAAUGGUGACAGCGGCGGGCCCUUCGUCUGUGAGGAAGGAGGACGAUGGGUGGUACACGGAGCUGUUAGCUUCGGCAAGAGAAACUGUCCAACAACACACUACACUGUCUUUGCAAGAGUCAACAGCUAUCUGGACUGGAUUAACAACAACAUUGGUGGAUCACCCACAGGAGGACCACCGACACCACCACCACCACAAACACCUCCACCUCCUACCCAAGAACCUCCACCUCCUACCCAAGCACCUCCACCACCAGGAUGCCAAGAUAAGUGGGGUACACGUAUGUGUCAACUCUACAAGAAGUACGCAUGCUCACAUCCAGCUAUAAGGAACUUAUGCAAACGAACAUGCAAUUUAUGUUAAACCAGAGCAACAGAAAAUGUUCAACAUCUGGAUGAAACUAUAGUAACAAUAGACAAAUAAAAAGAAUUCAUCGAAUCGA